Molecule: messenger RNA, 573 nt
Organism: Diversispora eburnea
Lineage: Eukaryota; Fungi; Glomeromycota; Glomeromycetes; Diversisporales; Diversisporaceae
Source: the annotation of a GenBank genome assembly
AUGGCAACGAACAUUACAUGGGAUCAAAGUAAUGUUUCGCGUGGAGAACGCGAAAAAUUACUAGGUCAAAAAGGCUUAACAAUUUGGUUUACUGGACUAUCUGCUUCGGGAAAAUCAACCAUAGCGAGUGCCUUAGAAAAAUAUUUAUUAACGAUGAAUAUAUCAAGUUACAGACUUGAUGGUGAUAAUAUUAGAUUUGGCUUAAAUAAGGAUUUGGGUUUUGGUCAAAAAGACCGGGAAGAAAACAUUCGAAGAAUUGCUGAAGUUGCAAAACUUUUUGCAGAUUCUACAACAAUCGCACUUACUUCUUUCAUUUCACCUUACAAAUCUGACCGAGAAAUCGCCAGAAAAUUACAUGAAGAUUCCGGAAUUCCUUUUGUUGAAGUAUAUAUUGACGCACCUCUUGAAGUUGCAGAACAACGUGACCCGAAAGGAUUAUAUAAAAAAGCAAAAGCUGGUGAAAUUAAAGAUUUCACUGGAAUCUCGGCUCCUUACGAAGCACCACCAUCUCCAGAAAUCCAUAUCCAUACUGAUAAAACUACAGUAGAAGAAAGUGUCAAGGUAAUCUUAUAA